AUGAAGAAAGAUUCCGUAGAGGUGGAAGGGUACACCACCCUAACCCUCGAGCUCCCAGCCACAGAAGCCUACCCCAAACCAGCAACACACUACCUCUACAUCCGACCGCACGAACCCCGAAUUCCAGACCCAGACUCGACCCGCUCCCUCUUCCUCGUCAACACACCCAUCGACACAACAGAAGCACACCUCCGCGCCCUAUUCGCCACAUCCCUCUCAGCAGGCCGUGUGGAAAAAGUCCAAUUCGAAAAUGUCCCCAGCAACAAGAAACGCGCCGCCGCAGCCGCAGCAGCCGCAACAGAAACCGGCAUAGCCCACGGCUCACGAGGAAAUAGCAAGAAACGCAAACGUGCCCGCACCCUCGCUACAGCAGACGAACUCCAAGAAACCCUCGACGAAAUAAAAGCCCCCUCAACCUGGGACAGACAAUUACAAAAAUCCGGCUCUCACGCAAUUGUCAUUUUCGCCGAUAAACCAUCCAUGGAAGCCAGUCUCAAAGCAACGCUCAAGGCAUCAAAAAAGGGAACGCUAAUUCCCUGGGGCACCGGUGUGCCCGCUGAUCGCGUCGCGAACCUCGGCGUAUCGCGAUACAUCGCGCAUGAGAAAUUGCGGUAUCCGGAUCGAGCGGCGCUGUUACGAUCAGUGAAUGAUUUCAUGACUGUUUUCGAACAAGUUAAGGAGGCGAGACGUCGUGAGGAGGCGAGGAAACUUACUGAGCCUGAUGAGGAUGGAUUUGUUACUGUUUCGCAUGGACCGAAGCUUAAUUCGCUUGCUGAGGAGGAGGAGCUUAAGGCUCUUGUUGAACGGGAGAAGAAGAAGAAGAAUGAGGGUCUUGAGGACUUUUAUCGGUUCCAGUCGAGAGAGAAGAGGAAGGAGAAGCAGAAUCAGCUUCUUAGGGCUUUCGAUGAGGAUAAGCGGAAGUUGCGGGAUAUUAAGGAGCGAAGGGGGGAAGAUUAG
This is a messenger RNA of Penicillium cosmopolitanum, 957 nucleotides long. Its product is annotated as putative ribosomal small subunit assembly protein. The transcript has a single exon. Bases 1 to 957 code for a protein of 318 amino acids. Gene Ontology annotation, biological process: ribosomal small subunit assembly; rRNA processing. Gene Ontology annotation, cellular component: CURI complex; UTP-C complex. NCBI's taxonomy places the organism in Eukaryota, Fungi, Ascomycota, Eurotiomycetes, Eurotiales, Aspergillaceae. The record is from RefSeq and is a predicted model, not a curated record.